Molecule: messenger RNA, 3087 nt
Organism: Tripterygium wilfordii
Lineage: Eukaryota; Viridiplantae; Streptophyta; Magnoliopsida; Celastrales; Celastraceae
Product: homeobox-leucine zipper protein ATHB-8-like
Exons: 19
Coding region: 302-2830 (842 amino acids)
Molecular function (GO): DNA binding; DNA-binding transcription factor activity; lipid binding
Source: RefSeq, a predicted model, not a curated record
CUUUUCUUUCUUUAUUUGCCGUCUCAUAUCCUGGAGGGUCAGUCGGUCUCUCUUUUAAGCCAUAACAAAUCCUCCUCCUUCUCCUCUCUCAUUCUCUAAACAUUGUCAUGCCUCCUCCUUGGUCUUGAAUAAACUCUUCAACAUGUUCCAUAUUUCCCGCCGAAGAAAGCUCCUUCAUUCCAAGCUACACAAAACAGAGAUUCUUUGAUUUUGAGGACUUCAUAUUGUGGUCCUCAAGGGCCUCAACUACCGUUCCUUUUUAAAGCAGAAUAGAAAUUCUCUAUAAGCUCGCUAAAAAAUCAUGAUGGCGGUGAUUUCGACCUGCAAGAGUGGAAGCGAUGGCAAGGUGAGCAUGGACAAUGGUAAGUAUGUGAGGUACACUCCAGAGCAGCUCGAAGCACUGGAGAGACUAUACCAUGUAUGCUCCAAACCCAGUUCUAUGCGUCGCCAGCAACUCAUAAGGGAAUGCCCCAUUCUCUCCAACAUUGAGCCUAAGCAGAUCAAAGUUUGGUUUCAAAAUAGAAGAUGUAGAGAGAAGCAGCGGAAAGAGGCUUCGCGCCUCCAAGCUGUGAACAGGAAAUUGUCCGCAAUGAAUAAGCUAUUGAUGGAGGAGAAUGAUAGGUUGCAGAAGCAGGUGUCUCACCUGGUGUAUGAGAACAGCUAUUUCCGCCAACAAACCCAAAAUGCCACCCUUGUCACCGCUGACACAAGUUGUAAAUCGGUGGUGACCAGUGGUCAGCACCAUUUGACUGAUCCCCAGCAUCCACCAAAGGAUGCCAGCCCUGCAGGACUUUUGUCUAUUGCAGAGGAGACUUUAACAGAGUUUCUCUCAAAGGCCACUGGAACUGCUGUGGAUUGGGUCCAAAUGCCUGGGAUGAAGCCUGGUCCGGAUUCCAUUGGAAUCGUUGCUAUUUCUCAUGGUUGCACUGGUGUGGCAGCACGUGCAUGCGGUCUUGUGGGUCUAGAGCCUACAAGAGUUGCUGAAAUCCUUAAAGAUAGGCCUUCAUGGUACCGUGAUUGCCGAUCUGUGGACAUUGCAAAUGUGUUGGCCACUGCAAAUGGUGGAACCAUUGAACUUCUUUACAUGCAGCUCUACGCUCCAACUACUUUGGCUCCAGCUCGUGACUUCUGGUUGCUGCGUUACACAUCUGUUUUGGAGGAUAGUAGUCUCGUGGUCUGUGAGAGGUCACUUAACAACACCCAGAACGGUCCAAGUAUGCCCCCUACACAGCACUUUGUGAGGGCAGAAAUGCUUUCUAGUGGGUAUCUGAUCAGACCUUGUGAAGGGGGUGGAUCAAUUAUACAUAUAGUUGAUCAUAUGGAUUUGGAGCCAUGGAGUGUACCUGAAGUCUUGCGUCCGCUUUAUGAGUCAUCGAUAUUACUUUCUCAGAAGACAACAAUGGCGGCAUUACGCUAUCUGAGGCAGAUUUCUCAAGAAUUAUCUCAGCCAAAUGUUACUGGUUGGGGAAGAAAACCUGCAGCUGUACGUGCUCUUAGUCAAAGAUUGAGCAGGGGCUUUAAUGAAGCUGUUAAUGGGUUUACUGAUGAAGGAUGGUCUAUGUUGGAAAGUGAUGGCACUGACGAUAUUAUCCUUCUUGUGAACUCUUCUCCUGGAAAAACAAUGGGUCUGAAUGUUUCUUAUGCUAAUGGGUUCCCAUCUAUGAGCACUGCGGUACUUUGUGCAAAAGCAUCUAUGUUAUUACAGAAUGUGUCACCCGCAAUGCUACUUAGAUUCUUGCGUGAACAUCGAUCAGAAUGGGCAGACAAUGGUAUCGAUGCUUAUGCAGCUGCUGCUGUUAAAGCUGGUCCCUGUAGCUUACCAGUCCUUCAAGCGGGAAGUUUUGGGGGUCAAGUUAUUCUUCCAUUUGCUCACACAAUUGAGCAUGAAGAGUUUCUGGAGGUUAUUAAGCUUGAAAAUAUGAGCCCUUAUCCAGAUGACAUGAUUAUGCCUGGUGAUGUCUUCCUCUUGCAACUUUGUAGUGGAGUGAAUGAGAACUCUGUUGGUACCUGUGCUGAACUCAUCUUUGGUCCCAUUGAUGCUUCCUUUUCUGAUGAUGCUCCAAUCCUUCCCUCUGGAUUCCGCAUCAUUCCUCUUGACUCUGGAACGGAUAUCUCCAGUCCAAACCGUACACUGGACCUCGCCUCAGCUCUUGAAGUUGGAUCUGCUGGAAGCAGAUCAUCUGGUAACUUAACAGGCCAGUGUGGGAGCUCCAAGUCGGUGAUGACAAUAGCAUUUCAAUUUGCAUUUGAGAUCCACCUUCAGGAAAAUGUAGCAUCCAUGGCUCGGCAAUAUGUUCGUAGCGUUAUUGCAUCAGUUCAGCGGGUGGCAUUGGCACUCUCUCCUUCACAGUUUGGACCUUAUGCUGGUUUAGGGCCACUACCUGCCACUCCGGAAGCACAGACACUAGCUCGUUGGAUCGGUCAGAGCCAUAGGUAUUUUCUAAACGUAGAUCUACUCAAAACUGAAGGAAGUGAAUCCGUUCUAAAAACAUUUUGGCAUCAUUCUGAUGCAAUUAUGUGCUGCUCUUUGAAGGCCUUGCCAGUUUUCACAUUCGCAAACCAGGCUGGACUAGACAUGCUUGAAACAACAUUGGUCACGCUUCAAGACAUUACACUGGAAAAUAUAUUUGAUGAUAAUGGAAGGAAAAUAUUAUGCGCAGAGUUCCCACAAAUAAUGCAGCAGGGUUAUAUGUGCCUUGAAGGUGGUAUUUGCUUGUCAAGCAUGGGAAGACCAGUCUCGUACGAGAGAGCAGUGGCAUGGAAGGUUUUGAAGGAUGAGGAGACUGCACACUGCAUUUGCUUCAUGUUCAUUAACUGGUCUUUUGUUUGAUGACCACUUCACUGAUCAUUUCAGACCCAAAUUAUUUGGAGAAGAUAUAGAUUUUAGAGCAGUCUCUUCUUUUGUCCUUUCGGUAUGAAAAAAAAAAAAAAAAAACUUGUUUUGCUUUGUUACCAUAUCCGAGCAUGAAACAAGAAGUGAUAUUCAAGGGUGUUGGAUUGGGAAAGGUUCGCCACCAACCCAACAACUGAUUUUAUGAAACUCUCAUAAUGGAUAGUUGGGAUUGUUGACUAGCUUAAACAAGCAAA